Cheilinus undulatus (humphead wrasse) is the source of this 2884-nucleotide messenger RNA. RefSeq names its product RNA-binding protein 4.1-like. Bases 142 to 1287 code for a protein of 381 amino acids. The transcript is spliced from 4 exons. The record is from RefSeq and is a predicted model, not a curated record. Gene Ontology annotation, cellular component: cytosol. Lineage: Eukaryota; Metazoa; Chordata; Actinopteri; Labriformes; Labridae. Gene Ontology annotation, molecular function: mRNA binding; zinc ion binding.
GUUUGGGCCUUCGUAGUUUCAGAGGUGAGUUUAUGGACUUUAAAGUUACAGUAUGAGACAGGACACGUGUAGAAAGUGGCUGAUAUUAUAACAGAUUAAUACCUGGUCGGUAAAUUAAAACAGGACACACAGAGCUUCAUCAUGGUGAAAAUUUUCAUCGGUAACCUGUCCUGUGACACCACAAAAGAAGAGCUGCGUGAACUCUUUGAGAAGUACGGCACAGUCACAGAAUAUGACGUGGUCAAAAACUUCGGGUUUGUGCACAUGAGCAGCAUGUCUGACGCAGAGGAGGCCAUCAAAAACCUCAACCAGCACCAGUUGCAUGGCUGGCGCAUGAACGUGGAGUUGAGCAAAGGGAGGCCCAAGUCCACCACAAAGCUGCAUGUCAGCAACCUUGGCGACGGUGUUGACACUGAUAUGCUGAAGGCCAAGUUUGAAGAGUUUGGCCCAGUUGUGGAGUGCGACAUAGUGAAAGACUACGCCUUUGUGCACAUGGAGCGAAUGGAGGACGCCAUGGAGGCCAUCGAUAAGCUUGACAACAAAGCCUACAAAGGCAAGCUGAUGAGCGUACAGCUGUCCACCAGUCGGCUUCGCACCGCCCCGGGAAUGGGAGAUCAUACCGGCUGCUAUGUCUGCGGGAAACAUGGUCACUGGUCGAAAGACUGUCACGUCGGUCGGAACGGUAGCCACGGUGAUGGGCCAAGAGGUCGCAGAGGCCCCCCACCACGCGGUCCCCCAGGUUAUGGCAGGGGCAGCUAUGGGAUGCCACCUCCAGGAGACGAUUACAUGGGUGGCUCUGCGUAUAGUCGGGCGAGUUACGGAGGCGGGAUACCACCUCCCCCUCGUAGGCUCAGCGGCUACGGUGCCGAGUUGGGUGAUCGGUACAGAGCGGCAGCCUAUCCUGAGAGAUCAUCGGCUUAUGAUCGUGACCGCAUCUAUAGUAGUAUUGACUACUAUGAGAAGUACAGAGCCCGCCCCUAUGGCUCGAGCUAUUUCGAAGAUGGUCGCUUGCCCUAUAUCCCCCCUCCCCCUCCUCCCCCCUCCUCUCUUUCAAAGCUGUCCUCCAGUUUAGAUCCAUACGACCGUCGACUUCUUCCUCCACCUUCAUCAGCCUCUGCAGCUGCCGCUUACUAUGCACGAGACCGCAGCCCGAUUAAACGAGUACCCGCGGUCCCGGCAGCUUACUCCUAUGAGCGAACACGCCUGUCUCCGGUGUCGUCCUCCAGGAGCUCCUAUGCUGCUCCACGAGCCAAGGAUCAUUACGCGCCACGCUAUGCCCCUUACUGAAGCCAAGGUUUGUUUGCAAACUGCCAGACUCUUUCUUUACCAUAAUUUCUUCAGGCUUCAGGAUUCCAUCUGCAGAGUAAAACAGAUCGAUGAAUGAAUGAGGAUUAGAAAUGAGACGAGGUGCCUGAGACACCUGUAGAUGGAUCGUCUUUUUUCAGUCACAUUAGAGUUUGCAAACACUGAUGUAUAAAAUAAACAAUAAUCUACUCUUUCUCUUUGCAGGUUUCAGAUCAGUUUUAACAAUGUUUUGUUCUUGUUUCUUCUUCACUUUGAGCUAAGUGUAAAGGUUAAGAAAAGUUAACUGUUUGGCUUCUGUUGGUCAUUAGAUGAGGUUCAUGUUUCACUGAUAAAUGUGGACAUUUAGAUUUGUUUCUGUUUUUGAUUGCAUAAGACCACAUUUUGAAUCUUAACUUCCUUUUGGCUGGCUACCCAUAAUGAUGAUUUUAAAUAUGUGGAUGACCACGGACAUAUGGAAAGUUUCAACUGAUUUCUAACAUAAUUCUCUGAACGCUUACACUAGAUGAUUCAGCAAGACUGUGAGACUACACACCUGCUGUUUGUAGGGAAAAUGUCAGAGCAUAGAUUCCACAGACAUGAGAUCUCAGAAACUCAGGAUCAAGCGUGACUUAAGAAGGAAAAUAAAACAGGGCGAUAGAUGUUUGCAGCUGGCAUUCAUUUGCUUUUGCAGUAAAAAGCAAAAGAUAAAAGGGAUUUGAAGUGAAAUCCUAUCCGAGAAAACGUUAUAGUUGUGUUCAUGUUGCUGUAAAUGUAAGCAACAUCUGAUAGUGAUGCUUCUCCAUCUGCUCGCUCAUCGGCUACUGCAGGUUCAUCAAAUUCUGCUUGAUCUGGAAUCAUAAAUUUUAAAAUGUAUGAAAUUUCAGAUUGGGGGAGGCGCUGUCAAUCAGAAGCAGUAAAAUGAUUACAGUUAAUUACAAUACAUGAGGAUUAUUUUGCCAAUAAUUAGCUCAGACCAGUCCUAAAUUUGGGUCUCAAAUCGUCAUCUUUGUAGCCAGCUAAAGGCCCAUCACAUGAAUAAUUCUAAGAACAUGAAAAGAUGAAUCAACAUUAUUUUAUUUUUCUAUCAGAUAAAAAUGAUCUCAAACAUUCCAGCCUCUUAAUUUAGUUGAACUAGUGUCAUCAAAAUAUAAAGGAGAUCAUUUUUUAACACUUCCCAAUGCUUCACAUAAAUUGAGGUCAAUAUUUUUGGAAUAAAAGUGUUAGAUGACACCAAAACAGGACUACUGUCUAAUGUGAUCAGUGAAAAGGCUAAGUAGCAAAUUGAUUUCAUUAUCUUAUGACUUUUUUCUCUGCUAACAACAUACAAAAACCAGUCAUGUGGUUAGCUUUAGUCUUGGGUAGGUGUUCUUUGUGUAUCAUAGCGUGAAUGUGAGGCAGGAUUUGGGACUGUCAAAGUCAGGAGGCACCUUGUUUUGUUAAAGAUGCCUUUGUUUGUUUGUUUGUUUGUUUGUUUUGCAGAUAUAAAGGUGGGUUUGAAGUUUGUAUCUUUCAUACUAGCUGUAAAAGUACCAGCACAUAAAACAAAUGUAAAAUUGACAUGAUUUUUAAUAAAGCCAAAGGUAUUUUGGUGAUUUUGACA